Melanaphis sacchari is the source of this 955-nucleotide messenger RNA. RefSeq lists its product as uncharacterized. The annotation marks the transcript as partial. The record is from RefSeq and is a predicted model, not a curated record. The transcript is spliced from 4 exons. Lineage: Eukaryota; Metazoa; Arthropoda; Insecta; Hemiptera; Aphididae.
AUGUCGCUCGUGACUCGGAAGGGGGUGUACCCGUACGAGUAUACAGAUAGUUGGAGCCGGUUGGAUGAAGAGAGACUACCGAGGAAGAGUGACUUUUAUAGCACGUUAAACGAGUCGGGAAUAAAGGAAGAGGAAUAUACGCAUGCAAAGGAGGUUUGGGACCACUUCGGUUGCAAGACAUUAGGCGAGUACAGUGAUCUGUAUUUGAAAAUCGACGUGUUGCUGCUGGCGGACGUCUUUGAAAAUUUUCGUGAUGUCUGCAUAAAGACAUACAACUUGGACGCGGCGUAUUAUUUUACUGCACCAGGAUUGAGUUUUGACGCGAUGUUGAAGUUUACCAGGAAAAAGUUGGAGCUGUUGAGUGAUUACGAUAUGUUAUUAAUGUAUGAGAAUGGUAUUCGUGGUGGAUUAGUGCAGGCAAGCAUGAGACAUGCCAAAGCGAAUAAUAUAAAGACCCCAGACUACGACGAAACUAAGGAGAAAUCGUGGUUGAUAUACCAGGACUGUAAUAAUCUCUAUGGCUGGGCUAUGUGUCAGUAUAUGCCAUACGGUGACUUCAAUUGGGUUGAAUCCAACUUGAACGGACUGAGUGAGAUGUCGCCAACGUCAAACAAAGGGCGAGUAUAUGAAAUUGAUGUAUCAUACCCACAACAUUUACAUGAUAAACAUAAUGACCUGCCUUUCCUGCCACAAAACGGUAUACCACCAGGCUCAAAGGUUAAAAAAUUAAUGUCAACGUUUCAGCAGAAGAAAAAUUAUAUUAUACAUUACCGGAACCUACAGCAGGCAAUUAAAAAUGGGUUAAUAGUUGAAAAAGUAAAUGUGCAUAGAGUUUUAGAAUUUAGUCAGUCUGCAUGGUUGGCUGAUUAUAUUAACUUAAACACAGAGAUGAGGAAGAAGGCACAGAACGACUUUGAGAAAGACUUUUUCAAAUUAAUGAACAAUGCGGUAUUUG